Messenger RNA from Fusarium verticillioides 7600, 1656 nucleotides. RefSeq lists its product as hypothetical. The record is from RefSeq and is a predicted model, not a curated record. Bases 1 to 1656 code for a protein of 551 amino acids. NCBI's taxonomy places the organism in Eukaryota, Fungi, Ascomycota, Sordariomycetes, Hypocreales, Nectriaceae. The transcript has 3 exons. Gene Ontology annotation, molecular function: ATP-dependent chromatin remodeler activity; ATP binding.
AUGAACGAGCCGCAAGACCCUAUUCUUGAGGCUGCGGCCGAGAUUGCUGCGAUUGCCAAACGCCUCGAGCAGCUUGAGCCCCAAUCUCCGGCGCAGACUUCACAAAACUGGAUCGGUGGGCUCCGACCGGGCGAUGGGUUUGUGAUGCAGAGAGAGACUCCCAGUUUUGACAACGAUGAGGACUACGAGCAAGGCAUCAGCGACUCUGAUGCACACGAAGAUGAGGAUCAAGAUGACGGUGGUCUCGAGGACGGGUGGACUGAUGCGCUGGCUGUCACUUCGGGCUACAACGAGCAAGAAUUCAUCCGUUUCUUUGACGAAAUUCAUGAUGACAUUGUUGCAAAGUACCGUGCACCUAACCCUGGCCCCAUCCCAGGAUUGAAAGACACUGUCCGACUUUUCGACCGACAAAGCCGUGCCGUCGCAGCCGCGUUGUGGCAGAAGGAUUCUCGUUUCCGGGGUAUGAUUCUGGCUGAUCCCCCUGGCUUCGGUAAGACUCUUUCUGCUCUUGCCACAAUCUCCGUCUCAAUGGCGAAGAGUGGAAGCGCAAAGGGUCCCUGUGUCAUUAUCGCUCCGUUGUCCUGCUGUCGUCAAUGGAUGGCCGAGAUCGAUAGGUUUUUUGAACAAGAUCAGAUGCCGGCCGUUUGUCUUGUCGGGGACGCUUUGUGUCCAACGGAUCUAUGGAAGUACAAGGUUGUGGUCACAACAUAUACCUAUGUUUCUGCAGAAGUUAUCCGAACCCGCAAGUUCCUCAGCGGCAUCGACGACUAUACGAAGGGUAUCAUCACGCAGCCCCCCAGGCGACCAAUGCUCGUUCUACUCUCUGGAAUCCACGAACAGGAACCUAGAAAGCCAAUAGGGGAAUGGCUUAUCCUUGAUGAGGCGCAUGCUAUCAAGAACCACCGAAGCUGCACAUAUCACGCUGUGUCUGCCCUAAGAGAACAGUUCAAUGCCUGUCUCAUGAUGACAGCGACCCCACUGGAUAAUACCUGGACAGACCUCUAUGCUCUGAUAAGCAUGCUCAAAGGACACCCUAUCACGAGCUUUCUUCUAUUCAACGCAGCAUUUCGACGGACCUUGGACUCGGGCGCUACGGAACCAGAAGGGCUCCACAAGCAGCGUUAUAUUCAGCUACUAGAUGCCUGUAGCCUGCAGCGACCACGAUCAGCAAUCAUCGACUCGUAUCCUCCCUUCGAGAAUCGGCAGGUCAUCAAGUUUCCUCUCGCACCUGAGGAUCGAAGACUCUCUAACGAAUCGUUCCAGUUGUUCAAGAAGUUCUGGAGGCCUGACUCUAAAACCGCUGGAUUGAAACACCUUGUAGCAGCCCACCAGUACUCCUAUCAUCCAGUGUUGGUCGAACUUAAGCUCGAGAAGCACGCCUUUGAGCUAGCGAUGCGUCAAAAUCAGGCACUCGAUGUGAUUGAGCAAGGUGAUGAGGCUGCGGCAGACCAGUUGGUCAAGUGGCGAGAGCGACUGGAGGCAGAUGAGAAUUGGCUCUCUCACCGAGUGGAAAUGAUCCUUGACAUCAUUUACCGACAUCAGGAUAGAUUCCCUGAUCAUUCAUUUCUGAUUAUGGAUGAAAGUGUCUACCUUCUAGAUAUCCUGGCACGACCUAGGCCAGAAUCUGGAUCCGUUCGCUGCUGCGGUAUCUGUUGA